AUGCGUGAAUGUAUUUCAAUCCAUGUCGGUCAAGCUGGAGUUCAAAUUGGUAACGCUUGUUGGGAGUUGUAUUGUCUUGAGCAUGGUAUUCAACCUGAUGGUCAAAUGCCUUCUGACAAAACAAUUGGCGGUGGUGAUGACUCAUUCAAUACAUUUUUCAGCGAGACUGGUGCAGGCAAACAUGUCCCAAGGGCAGUUUUUGUAGACCUAGAACCGACAGUUGUAGAUGAGGUUAGAACCGGUACCUAUAGGCAACUGUUUCAUCCAGAACAACUGAUAACCGGUAAAGAAGAUGCAGCUAAUAAUUACGCUAGAGGACAUUAUACAAUUGGCAAGGAAAUUGUUGAUCUCGUAUUGGAUCGCAUACGUAAACUGGCAGAUCAGUGUACUGGUCUUCAAGGAUUUUUACUUUUCCACUCAUUCGGUGGUGGUACAGGGUCAGGUUUUACAUCUUUACUCAUGGAACGUUUGAGUGUGGAUUAUGGAAAGAAAUCUAAGCUAGAAUUCGCAAUCUAUCCUGCUCCUCAAAUUUCAACAGCUGUAGUGGAACCAUACAAUUCAAUCUUGACUACGCAUACUACACUGGAGCAUUCUGAUUGUGCUUUCAUGGUAGAUAAUGAGGCUAUCUACGAUAUAUGCAGACGUAAUUUGGACAUUGAACGACCAACUUAUACGAAUCUAAAUCGUUUGAUUGGCCAGAUUGUUAGUUCAAUUACUGCAUCACUUCGAUUUGAUGGUGCUCUUAAUGUUGAUCUGACAGAAUUUCAAACUAAUCUGGUGCCAUAUCCUCGAAUUCACUUCCCUUUGGCUACUUAUGCACCAGUUAUUUCUGCUGAGAAAGCCUAUCAUGAACAGUUGAGUGUAGCCGAGAUUACUAAUGCUUGCUUUGAACCAGCCAACCAAAUGGUCAAAUGUGAUCCACGUCACGGAAAGUAUAUGGCUUGCUGUAUGUUGUACCGUGGAGAUGUUGUCCCGAAAGAUGUCAACGCUGCUAUAGCUACAAUCAAAACUAAGAGAACAAUUCAAUUCGUGGAUUGGUGCCCAACAGGAUUUAAGGUCGGUAUCAACUAUCAACCACCAACUGUUGUACCAGGUGGUGAUUUAGCCAAGGUACAAAGAGCUGUUUGUAUGUUAAGCAACACAACAGCUAUUGCUGAAGCGUGGGCACGUUUAGAUCAUAAAUUCGAUCUGAUGUAUGCUAAACGUGCAUUUGUUCAUUGGUAUGUCGGUGAAGGUAUGGAGGAAGGAGAAUUUUCAGAGGCUCGUGAAGAUUUGGCAGCACUAGAAAAGGAUUAUGAAGAAGUUGGUGUUGACAGUGUGGAUGCUGAAGGUGAAAAUGAAGAAGGUGAAGAAUAUUAA
Molecule: messenger RNA, 1359 nt
Organism: Trichobilharzia regenti
Lineage: Eukaryota; Metazoa; Platyhelminthes; Trematoda; Strigeidida; Schistosomatidae
Source: the annotation of a GenBank genome assembly